UAUGGCUCUGCACAAGGUGAUCUGCACAGCGACCCUGCUGGCUCUUCUCACACAAGAUUGUCACUCACAGCUUGAUGUGUGCGGGAAGGCUCCACUCAACACCCUCACCACCCGCAUUGUUGGAGGACAGGUGGCUUCUAAUGGCAGCUGGCCAUGGAUGGCCAGUCUGACCAUAGCCAGCUUUCACUUCUGUGGUGGGACUCUCAUUACAAAUGAGUGGGUGCUUACUGCUGCUCACUGCAUCGAAGGAACCCCCCUAAGCAGUGUGGUCGUGCAUCUUGGUCGGCAGAGCCAAGAGGGACCCAACCCCAACGAAUUGUCUCGAACAAUCUUGCAGAGCUUUAUUCAUCCUAACUUCAGCAUUUUUUCAGCGGAUAAUGAUAUUGCCCUCCUGAGGCUGGUUUCACCUGUGACUUUUACUGACUACAUCCGGCCCGUGUGCCUGGCAGCCCCAGACAGCACCUUGUUCAGCGGCACCGACACCUGGGUCACCGGCUGGGGUGACAUCAAUUUUGCAGUGUCCCUUCCUUCCCCACAAAAUCUCAUGGAGGUGAAGGUGCCGGUCGUGGGAAACAAUAGGUGCAGCUGUUACUACGACUCCUUUAACCCGAUCACAGACAACAUGAUCUGUGCAGGCUUAGAAGAUGGAGGGAAAGGCCCCUGCCAGGGGGAUUCAGGAGGUCCAAUGGUGAUCAUGCAGAAUGGGACUUUUAUCCAGGAGGGGGUCGUAAGUUUUGGAGUAGGAUGCGCUGAGCCUACGUUUCCAGGAGUCUUCACCCGUGUGUCCCGGUACCAGUCAUGGAUCAACAGUCACAUCACCUUCAACCAGCCAGGCUACGUCCUCUUCACAUCCACAGGGAACGACACCGACCAAAGCUUCAAUUGUGGUGAUGCAUUUCUACCACCAGCAACACCUGCACUGAAUAUCUCAUUGACAGAUGUGUGUGGGAAGCCUCCACUCAACACCAUCACCACCCGCAUUGUUGGAGGACAGGUGGCUUCUGAUGGCGCUUGGCCAUGGAUGGCCAGCCUGACCAUAUUCGGCUUUCACUUCUGUGGCGGGACUCUCAUUACAAAUGAGUGGGUGCUUACUGCUGCUCACUGCGUCAUAGGCCUCAAUCCCAGGCUUGUGGCCGUGCAUCUUGGUCGACAGAGCCAAGAGGGACCCAACCCCAACGAGGUGACCCGGAGAGUCUGGCAGAUCAUUCUUCAUCCUGACUACGACAUUAUUCCUUUUGACAGUGACAUUGCCCUCCUGAGGCUGGUUUCACCUCUGAAUUUUACUGACUACAUCCAGCCCAUCUGCCUUGCUGCCCCAAACAGCACCUUCUUCAGCGGCACAGACACCUGGGUCACCGGCUGGGGCGACAUCAAUUUUGCAGUGUCCCUUCCUUCCCCACAAAAUCUCAUGGAGGUGAAGGUGCCGGUUGUGGGGAACAACGAGUGCAGCUGUUACUACGACUCCUUUGUCUCACUCACAGACAACAUGAUCUGUGCAGGCUUAGAAGAUGGAGGGAAGGGCCCCUGCCAGGGGGAUUCAGGGGGUCCAAUGGUGAUUAUGCAGAAUGGGACCUUUAUCCAGGAGGGGGUCGUAAGUUUUGGAGUAGGAUGUGCUGAGCCUACAUUUCCAGGAGUCUUCGCCCGUGUGUCCCAGUUCCAGACGUGGAUCAACAGCCACAUCGCUGUCAACCAGCCAGGCUACUUGACCUUCACAUCCACAGGGGACGACACUGACCAAAGCUUCAACUGCAGUGACGCAUUUCUACCACCAACAACACCUGCACAGAAUAUCUCAGUGAUAGAUGUGUGCGGGAAGCCUCCACUCAACACCAUCACCACCCGCAUUGUUGGAGGACAGGUGGCCUCUGAUGGCGCUUGGCCAUGGAUGGCCAGCCUGAGCAUAUUCGGCUUUCACUUCUGUGGCGGGACUCUCAUUACAAAUGAGUGGGUGCUUACUGCUGCUCACUGCGUCAUAGGCCUCAAUCCCAGGCUUGUGGCCGUGCAUCUUGGUCGACAGAGUCAAGAGGGACAAAACCCCAACGAGGUGACCCAGAGAGUCCUGCAGAUCAUUCUUCAUCCUGACUACGACAUUAUUCCUUUUGACAGUGACAUUGCCCUCCUGAGGCUGGUUUUACCUGUGAAUUUUACUGACUACAUCCAGCCAGUGUGCCUUGCUGCCCCGAACAGCACCUUCUUCAACGGCACUGACACUUGGGUCACCGGCUGGGGCGAUGUUCAAUUUGGAGUGUCCCUUCCUUCCCCACAAGACCUCAUGGAGGUGGAGGUGCCGGUUGUGGGGAACAGCAGGUGCAACUGUUACUACGACUCGAUUGUCUCGAUCACAGACAACAUGAUCUGUGCAGGCUUUGAAAAUGGAGGGAAGGGCCCCUGCCAGGGGGAUUCAGGAGGUCCAAUGGUGAGCAUGCAAAAUGGCCGCUGGAUCCAGGAGGGAGUCACAAAUUUCGGAGUAGGAUGUGCUGAGCCUUUGUUUCCAGGAGUCUUCGCCCGUGUGUCCCAGUUCCAGACGUGGAUCAACGGCCACAUCGCUGUCAACCAACCAGGCUACUUGACCUUCACAUCAGCAGGGAACGACACUGACCAAAGCUUCAACUGUAAUAGCCCGUCUCCAACACCAAACCCAACCCCUGAGUCAACGCCCCCUGCACCUGUGGUCUGUGGUCAAGCCACACUGAAUUCACGUAUAAGCGGAGGAAGCUCAGUCGCAGCAGCUGGCGAGUGGCCAUGGAUGGUGAGUCUGCAAAAGAAUGGGACCCAUGUGUGUGGUGGGACUUUGGUGGCCGAAGAAUUUGUGUUGAGCAACGCCAACUGCUUCUCAAGUUCCCCCAUACUAUCUGAAUGGACCGUUGUUUUGGGUCGUUUGAAACAGAACGGAUCAAACCCGUUUGAGGUGAUACUGAAUGUGAUAAACAUCACUCUAAGCAACUUCACUGGGCCAAAUGUAGCAGUGCUGCAGCUGUCACCUAAACCCACCCUGUCAAACUACAUCCAGCCCAUCUGCCUAGACGAUGGACGGACCUUCGCUGAGGGCUCAACCUGCUGGGGUGCUGGCUGGAGCCCUGGACGAGGAGGAGAGGAACAAGUUCUGCAGGAAUUCCAGACCUCAAUUGUAAACUGUGGAGACAGUUCAUCAAGUGAUGCGAUUUGUACAGGACUGUUCACUCUAGAAACGGGGGAUUCUGGCGGUCCUCUGAUGUGUAAGGUGGUUGGAUCUUGGUUCCAGUCAUCCGUGCUGUUGUUUCAAGAUGACUCCAGCAGACAAGUGCGAGAAGCUUCAAUGAUGGUCCUACCCAAGCUGAGCACCUAUCAGGAUUUCUUAACCAGGGUUGUAGGGCGCUUCAUAUCUCCAGCCGCAUCCUCCCCCACCAACACCCCCGCCAACACCCCCACCAACACCCCGACCAACACCACAGCCAGCGCUACCACCAGCAGCAGUGUGGAUGGCCCUGCUCACUCCUCUUUCUUCAUCUUUUUCCAUCUUCUUGUCUUCUCAGUGUGUCUUCAGCUCCUCCUGUAG
Molecule: messenger RNA, 3535 nt
Organism: Cheilinus undulatus (humphead wrasse)
Lineage: Eukaryota; Metazoa; Chordata; Actinopteri; Labriformes; Labridae
Product: transmembrane protease serine 9-like
Exons: 20
Coding region: 2-3535 (1177 amino acids)
Biological process (GO): proteolysis
Molecular function (GO): serine-type endopeptidase activity
Source: RefSeq, a predicted model, not a curated record